GCACACACUAAUAUGCAUUUUUUUCCCCAUAUUUAAAGGCUCUGCAUAUGGUCAUCCUUAAUCUGAAGUGGCUGUACAGCAUUUACUGCAUGCAGCUUCUGCCGAUCUCAGGGUUGGUUCUUGCUCUUAGCAGAGCAGAGCUAUUGUGAAGGAAAUUGUGAGUUUGUGAAUACAGGACGUACCGCCCCCCACCUACUUUCAACUAUUAAUGUCAAUGCGGAGUUAUAUGGAGCCCCAUUGUUAAACCAUUUGAGGGGCGCAUGGCGAUGCGGUACGGAGAUGAUUUGGCCUCUCUCUGCAUGCCUCCAGAGUCACAUCCUCCAUAUGAAGCCUCCGACCACAUUCGCCGAUCAAGCAUAAAUGGUAUUUUAGCUUACAUGUUCGCUAGAAGCACAACUCUACACGAUUUAAACCGCAUGUGAGAGUCCAUAAACUACACAACUCACGUCUUCUCUUUAGAUGACAUAGGACGUGUAGGUAUGGUGUUGAAAUGGAUGGGUUACAGGUCUGAAGGCCUUUUAGGUCGCAGCUGGGUCUUAUUGGCUAGACCCUUGUUCAAAUCUCAUCAUGGACAACUUUAGCAUUUAGGCAACUUUGCAACUACUUACUACUUUUUUAGCUACUUUGUAACUACUUGGGAUGUUAGCUAAAAUAUGCUGCAUGGUCAAUCUGAUGUCUGUGAUACGGCAUCUGCAGAAGUCAAGGCAUUCAUACUUAUUGGGCUUCGCGGAGCAGCACAGAGCAGUUGAGCAGAGAUGUUGUGAAGGACGUUGUCAAGGAAGCAGCUGAGAUGCUCUCAGAAGGUGAGCUGAAGGACUUUGCCCAGGGCCAGUCCCUGUGCCGUGUUCUCCAGCCCUGGUGGGAUGUCUUCAGCCACUACCUAUCCAUCAUGAUGUUCUCAAUCGGAACCCUCGGAGGAACUCUGCAGGUCACCCUCCGCAAGAUCGUCUGCGUCCCCUGUCAGAUGACAUCAGAUGACUUCUGUGUGGUUUUUAACCUUAGAGGCACCACAUUAAGGAAUGCCACUACUGAAGCCAGCUUCCCUCUCCUCCCCAAGGGCCUUUACAAGCUAGAUCUUCAGCAGUAUGCUUACGUUGACGCCGUGUGCUACGAAAAACAACUCCACUGGUUCGCCAAGUUCUUCCCCUACAUCGUGAUGCUAGAGACUCUGGCUCUUGUGAUUAUAAGUAACUUGUGGUUCAAGUACCCAAGCACCAGCUCCAGACUCAUGCACUUUGUCUCCAUUCUACACAAAUGCUGUGACUCUCCCUGGACCACCCGGGCCUUGUCCGAGACAGUGGCAGAGCAGGUUGGGGCCCAGCCCUCAAUGAGCAUGUGCAGUCCUGCUCUCCAGGCCUCUUCAACAUCAGACUGUAGAAGCAGAAGGCCGAUGGGGACAGAGUUUCUUAGCGUUUUAGACAAAAAGGAAGGUGAGCAGGCCAAAGCUAUCUUUGAGAAGGUGAAGAAAUUGAAAGUACACGUGGAGGACAAAGACAUCAUUUAUCACUUGUAUAUGAGGCAGAUAGUCACCAAGAUUGUGUUUCUGCUGUUCACCUUGGCCUAUAUCCCUUACGCAGCCUCACAUAUCCUGUUUGACGUUGACUGUGUGGUAGAUUCCCAAGCGGCGCUGAUGCCGUUUCAGCCCUUUCACUGUGUUCACUCACUGGCCACCAUUUUCUGGCUCCUCUCCUUGGUUUACACAGUACUGAUGGUCAUUUACAGCUUGACUUGCUUCUACAGCUUCUGGUGGAUGAUGAGAAACUCUCUCAGGGAGUACUCCUUUGACUCAGUGAGGGAGGAGAGCAGCUAUAGCGACAUCCCCGAUGUCAAGAAUGACUUCGCCUUCAUCCUCCACCUCCUGGACCAGUAUAACCCUCUGUUCUCUAAACGCUUUGCAGUCUUCCUCUCAGAGGUCAGUGAGAAGAAACUGAGGCAGCUCAACCUGAACUACAUGUGGCCUUUGGAGAAGCUGACCCAGAAGGUGAUGCGUAACGCUCAGGACCAGAUAGAGCUCCAUCUCAUGCUCCUCAGCGGCAUCCCAGAGGCCGUGUUCGAUAUCAGGGAGCUAGAGGUGCUCAAGCUGCAGCUGAUACCGGAUCCUAGGCUCACGCAGAAGCUUACGCAGCUUGGGAACCUGAGAGAGAUCUGGCUGGAUCAUUCUCCUGCCACCGUAGACCUCAUGGCUCUGGGGUUUCUCUCUGAGAACCUGAGGAUCCUGAGGAUGAAGUUCACAGAGGUGGAACAGGCUCCCUGGUGGGUUUUCAGUUUGCGUAACCUGACUGAGCUCUAUCUGUAUGGAGAUAUGUUCAAUCGGGACACGACGUUCGUCAACAGCCUACCCAAACUCAAGAAUCUGAAGGUGUUAUUCAUCAAGUGCACCAUCACCGCCAUGCCGAAAGCGAUUACCAACUCAAUACCCUCGAUACAGAAGCUUUCCGUCGACAACGAAGGCACCCAACUCUCUGUCCUGCAGAGUCUGAAAAUGAUGUCACAGCUCACCUGCUUGGAGCUACCGAACUGUGAUCUCCAGCGGAUACCGAGUCCUAUCUUCAGCCUGAAGAACCUGCAAGAAAUAGACCUCAAAGGGAACAACCUCAAAACCAUUGAGGAGAUCGUCAGUUUCCAGCACCUUCCCAAGCUCUCUGUCCUGAAGCUGAAGUACAACAGUAUCACUGACAUCCCUGUCCACGUCGGCGUGCUGGGAAACCUGGAGCAGCUUCAUCUGGGUCAUAACCUCAUCAGCUGCAUGCCACCGCAGCUGUUCCUGUGCAGCAGACUCUGUCUGCUAGACCUCAGUCACAACAAGCUGUCUGCCAUUCCUAUUGAAAUACAGGAACUGAAGAGACUGCAGCUCCUCAAUGUGUCUAACAAUAAUAUUGACCAUCUCCCAGAAGGUAUGUUCCAGUGUAAGACCCUCCAGUCCCUACUGCUAGGUCACAACAACCUGUCAGUGGUCCCCCAACAGGUGGGUGAGUUGACCAACCUGGUGGUGUUGGACCUGAGAGGGAACCAGCUGGAGAGCCUUCCUGCCGAGCUGGAGGAGUGCCACAGCCUGAUGCCUAGUGGACUGCUGGUAGAGGAGGGGCUGCUCAACUCUCUGCCCCCCAGUGUCAAGGAGGGCUUCCAGGGGCCUGAUAAGGAGUACCUGGGGAAAAUGGAGGCUGAAGGAGUGGGGAAUGCUCUCACCUGUAACCCCAUUAUCUGUAAUACAGCAGGACAUGGAGAUACGGCCUGCAGCGUGAUAUACUCCAUGUGAUGGGGCUAUCCCAAGUGAACCUCUUACCUCAGUGGCUUUAAACCUGGUGUAUUAGUAGACCUGUGUGUAACGGAUGUGAAACGGCUAGCUUAGUUAGCGGUGUUCUGUUCGCGUUGAAUAGCGUUUCAAUCGGUGACGUCACUCGCUCCGAGACCUUGAAGUAGUGGUUCCCCUUGCUCUGCAAGGGCCGCGGCUUUUGUGGAGCGAUGGGUAACGAUGCUUCGUGGGUGACUGUUGUUG
Molecule: messenger RNA, 3496 nt
Organism: Oncorhynchus keta (chum salmon)
Lineage: Eukaryota; Metazoa; Chordata; Actinopteri; Salmoniformes; Salmonidae
Product: volume-regulated anion channel subunit LRRC8B-like
Exons: 5
Coding region: 791-3256 (821 amino acids)
Molecular function (GO): protein binding
Source: RefSeq, a predicted model, not a curated record